CUGGGCCGGGCUCCGAUGCCAUGUGACCCUGCGGCCCAGCCGGGACGCGACGGGACGCGGUGGGACGGGCGCCGGGGGUCGCGGGCGCGGCCCGGGCGGGGGCGGCAUGGAGCGGAGGUGGGUCUUCGUGCUGCUCGACGUGCUGUGCGUGCUGGUCGCCGCUCUGCCCUGCGCCAUCCUGACGUUCGUCAACACUCCAUACAAGCGAGGUUUCUACUGUGGAGAUGACUCCAUCCGAUACCCCUACCGUCCAGACACCAUCACCCAUGGGCUCAUGGCCGGGGUCAUCAUCACAGCCACUGUCAUCCUUGUGUCGGCCGGGGAAGCCUACUUGGUGUACACGGACCGCCUCUACUCCCGCUCUGAUUUCAACAACUACCUGGCUGCCCUCUACAAGGUGGUGGGGACGUUCCUGUUUGGGGCGGCAGUGAGCCAGUCCCUGACAGACCUGGCCAAGUACAUGAUCGGCCGCCUGCGGCCCAACUUCCUGGCCGUGUGUGACCCUGACUGGAGCCGCGUCAACUGCUCGGCGUACGUGCAGGUGGAGGUGUGCAGGGGGAGCCCUGCUAACGUCACGGAGUCCAGGUUGUCCUUCUACUCCGGACACUCCUCCUUUGGCAUGUACUGCAUGGUAUUCUUGGCGCUCUACGUGCAGGCCCGGCUCUGCUGGAAGUGGGCACGGCUGCUGCGGCCCACCGUUCAGUUCUUCCUGGUAGCCUUCGCCCUGUACGUGGGCUACACCCGCGUGUCUGACCACAAACACCACUGGAGUGACGUUCUCGUCGCCCUCCUGCAGGGGGCGCUGGUGGCCAGCCUCACUGUCCGGUAUGUCUCCGACUUCUUCAAAGCUCGGCCCCCGCAGCACUGCCCGGAGGAGGAAGAGCUGGAACGGAAGCCCAGCCUGUCGCUGACGCUGGCCCUGGCCGAGACUGACCACAACCACUACGGGUACCCUGUGUCCUCCUCCUGAGGCAGGAGCUGCUUCCAGCUGGGGCUCCGGUGGGGGCAGCGUGUCCAUGGUCUCGGCAGGCCCCUCACCUAGCACCAUGGUGAGGGCUCUGCACAGGCCCCAGGCUGGAUCCUGGCAGGGGCUCCACUAACCCCCCUUCUGUGCACUGGACCAGGGGUCUGAGGGUGCCUGGGGCAGCCCCAGCAUUUGGAGGGGAACCCUUCCUCAGAGCCCCCAUCUUUUGUUGGCUUAGGGAAGGGACUGAGAGAUCCUGAUGGAUGCUGUUUUUGUAAAAUGUAAUGUAUACUUGGAUUUUUAGUAAAAUAGGGCAUUUGCUUGA
Messenger RNA from Cervus elaphus (red deer), 1289 nucleotides. It is a transcript of the gene PLPP2, whose product is annotated as phospholipid phosphatase 2. The transcript has 6 exons. Gene Ontology annotation, molecular function: phosphatidate phosphatase activity. Gene Ontology annotation, biological process: phospholipid metabolic process; signal transduction; phospholipid dephosphorylation. The coding region runs from base 107 to 970 and encodes 287 amino acids. The record is from RefSeq and is a predicted model, not a curated record. NCBI's taxonomy places the organism in Eukaryota, Metazoa, Chordata, Mammalia, Artiodactyla, Cervidae.